Messenger RNA from Striga asiatica, 2832 nucleotides. The record is from the annotation of a GenBank genome assembly. NCBI's taxonomy places the organism in Eukaryota, Viridiplantae, Streptophyta, Magnoliopsida, Lamiales, Orobanchaceae.
AUGGUGAUGGCGGUGAUUGAGUUGGAUGACAAGGACGGAAAAUACGUCUUCUCGCUCCACGUGAAGAAUUUUGUGAUAAAGAAUGAAGUAGUGCAUAUGUAUCAGCUGAAUUGUAUUCCCUUGUCGGAGGACAAAAAUAUUGAUAAUCCAAAUGACAUUAUAAAUGCGAAUAUAUAUAAUAGAUAUUUGCGUCAGUCAAUUCUUAAGCACUUUACAAAGAAGAUGCUAUUGCCGAGCACGAGGAACUCUGGUUUUGAGGCCUUAUGGGAGUUAACAUGCGGCCUGAGAUCCGAAGCCAGAAACAAUUCAUCCGAAUUGGGUGCUGAGGCCGAAUGGGCCGGGCUGGCUAUUGAAAACGAGUACAACUUGCAAGAGUUUCAGGUAGAGUAUGUGAUAAAGCCAUACAGCAAGGACGAUGUUCACAAAUAUAUAAAAUAUGAUGUUUGGUCGAGUACACUGAAUGGGAACAAGAAAUUGGAUGCUGCUUUUCGUGAUUCAGAUGCUAAAACGAGCGAAACUGGAGUGAAGUGUCAUGUCUUUCUAUUUUUCUUGGUGAAUGGUAGUGGACAGUUUGUGGGAGUUGCUGAGAUGAUCGGGAAGUGUAAUGAGUCGAGAACAGAGGAUGCUCCAUCAACUGGUUUGCUAUCAUCAAAUCCCAUUUCUAUUGGCAAGAGAGGAGAAGUAGGUCCAACCCUUGUUCUUGUUGUUCGUAGACUGGAUGAGAAUGUUGAUGAGGAAAUGCUUCGUUAUGAAUUUUCUAAUCGUGCUCCUAUUAAGGAUCUGCGACUUGUCAGAGACAAAUUCACACGUGCGAAGAGGCUUUGCAUUCGUGCAUUUCUGUUGAACUUUCUAAUACUGUUCUUCAUGGAAGCCCUUUUCUACUGUGGAGUUGCUGUUUUUCUCUUCCUGAUCGACCGUUUGAAUAAGCCAAAACAUGCAAGAAUAAGCCGAAACAUUGUCCCUCAUGUGGGGUAUCAAGUCUCUUCUGUUGCUGUUUUGGUUCUCAACAUUAUAAUCCCAACCAUGGAUCCGAAUGUGUUAACUGUGAAAGUAAAAUGCCGAUUUGAUGAUAACACAAGAAAUGGAGAGUUGAUCGAAUCAAAUAGGGACAUACUGGUGGUUCCUUUAGUGAAGAGACCUAAGGACCCACAAUUGUAUACCUUGCAGGACAACAAAUAUUUGCUCGGUGGUAAGUUUAAUGAUGCCGACAGGAAAUCUGUCAUGAGGAUCAUUAGGGAUCUUGUUGAAGAGGCUGGGCUGGAAAAUUCAGACAAGAUACUUCUAGGAGUUAUGGGGCAAUUACUGAUUGUUUUCGACACAUACUACAUGGAUGCCGUGGACAUAAAUCACAGUGAUGAUUGCAUAAAUAUCAAUGUGACUUUAAAUGAUGAGGCUAUUGAGCUGUCCAUCUUAGCCAUGUUUUGGGAGCAACUGUUGAAAUUCCAUGCGAACCUUGACGAAGAAAAACAAUUGGUGAAGCAUUUGGCGAUUAUGGAUUCCCUGCUUGCCUUGGAAUGGGCGCUUGUGGAGGAUGGGCAAAGCGAUUUAAACAAGAUAGUUCUAGGAUCUCUUACUGACACAGAUCAGUAUGUGGACAUGAAUAGCACGGAUGUGGUAAUGAAUCCUUAUUUUAUUGUGCAAUGGAUACCCAACCAUGUGGCUUUAAAUGAUGAGGUUAUUGGGUUAUCCAUCCCAGCCAUGUUUGAGAAGCAGCUGUUGAAAUUCCAGGCGAAUAUAAUGCAAAAGCUUGUGGAAGUUGAGGAAAAUGGCGGCCAAGAUAAAUCCUUGCUUCUCUUGUUUUUCACUUUCAUCAAAUUUUCAAAGAAGGGCAAGGCUGAAGUAAUCUGGUAUAAGAGGAAUGAUUGUAGUGGCUAUUCUGUUCUGCGUGGAGUUUUUGUUAAUUGUUUCCAAAGUUCUGUUCUUCCUGGAGUGUUUUGUACUGGGUUUCAGUUGAGCUCAAGAUUAGGAUGGUUUGACAAACGACAAUUAAAAGAAAGCUCCGAGUACAUCAAAGAUGUCAUCAAGCCUUGCCAGCUUAUGCAUGGUAGACCAACAGUACUAAAUACCUUAUCAAAGAGGAGAUUCAUUCUGUUUGCCACCUCUGAGGAUGAACAGUCAUUCAGUGAACUAGAAGAACCAGAUGAUUUUGAGCCGGAAGAGGAGGGUUCUCUUGCUGAAAAUAACACCUUCGGAAAUAUUUCAUUUGAUCACGCUGAACAAGCUCGGGGAAAACCAGGGAUCAUUUCGUUUUACGGAUCCACAAUGAAAAUAGAAGAACAAGUUCCUGUUACGAGUCAGAACAACAAACUGUUGUGGCUCGUAGGUCCCACUGUUCUUGUUGCGUCGUUUGUUUUCCCCUCACUUUAUUUGUGGAGAAUACUCUCUUCGAUAUUCGAAGAUUCUUUAGUAACUGUUUCUGUUUUUCUCCUCCUGAUCGACCGUUUGAACCGACCGAAGAAAAAGCCAAAACAUGCAGAAAUAAGCCGAGACAUUGUCCCUCACAUGGGGUACCGAGUCUCUUCUGUUGCUGUUUUGGUUCUCAGCAUUAUAAUCCCAACCAUGACAAUGGGUUUUGUUUGGCCGUGGACUGGACCAGCGGCUUCUGCUACUCUAGCACCCUACCUUGUUGGCAUCGUUGUUCAAUUCGCGUUCGAGCAGUAUGCAAAAUAUGUCGACUCGCCAUCAUGGCCCGCCAUUCCCAUUGUCUUCCAAUGCAAAAAGGUUGCAGCUGAUGAGAUGGUAGAGCUAUCUAUCUUAGCUCUAUUUGAUGAUCUAAUGCUGAAAUUUCACGAUGAGUUAGAAAAAUCGCACCUCCUUCCUAUGUUCAUAUAG